Ectocarpus siliculosus is the source of this 1368-nucleotide messenger RNA. The record is from the annotation of a GenBank genome assembly. Lineage: Eukaryota; Phaeophyceae; Ectocarpales; Ectocarpaceae.
CUGCUGCUGCUGUUCUGUGCUGCGCAGCUACCACAACGCACGAUAUGGCGCCAACAGGUCGAUGGAACCGAAUGUGGUUCCUAUUAGUGGCAACUGUCGUAACGCUGCUGUCUUUGCACGCUGAUGCUGCUAGACUUGGGGGAGAAGGUGUCGCGCUCACCAGAUCAGGGGACGUCCUCCUCGCGGAUGGAAGCACUCAAGAAGAGUACGAGGUGCGGGAAUCGGAUCCGAUCACGGCUCACUUCAUCUCGUUGGGCUCGGCGGCGCAGAAGCUGCUGAACAAGUCGGGUUACGCCUUCGGUUCCCUCGUUCGGAUCUCACACUCAGAUAGAGACAAAGAGUACGGCGAGGGGCCGGAGAGAACGGCAUGGUUUCCCAUGGUAGUGUUCCUGGAUGUUUUCGGAGAGGGUUCGGGGGACAAUGGCGAAGACAUCACGGCGCGGUACGAGGUGGCGUUGGAUUUCCACCCGAAGACUAUAGCCGCUCCGGGGCUAGUGGUUCUCGCGGCGUGGAGGAUCAACACGGACGGGGGCGUGGCGGCUAAACUCGAUGUUCUCCCGCCGGAGGAAAAGGGGUUCCUCGAGAAAAACAGGCCGGGGAUCACCAUGAUGUUCGGCGUUAUUAUCGCGUCCGGAAUCGUCAAGUUCCUCAGACGCGGCAUCGAGCGGCUUGUGAAGAAGGCCAAGGCGGACAGGCAGGAGGGAACGGCAACCGCUGCGCCAGGGACGGAGGCAGAGCCGUCGGUAGCGGCGGCACGAGGGAAGGACGCCCAAAAUCCCAAGAAGAAAAAGGAAGGCGGCAGCAACGUCAAGCAAGACUGAUGAUUUGCCCAGUGUGUUUGAUUACAACAACAGUCUCUCGUCGGGGAAUCACCAACAAUGCUGUGUGGUAGUGUCAAAACGAUCUUGUAGGUACCAGCGUUUCGUGUACGUGUACGUGUUGUAUUCUUCUUGACAUGUCAUAGACCGCACUAACCAGCUAAACGUCUUGUUGCGGGGUAAAACAGGCGGAACAUAUUUUUUUGGUUCUGGUCAGCGGGCUCCCCUGACGGGGGACGCGCGGAGGAUAUUGGGCGAAAGGGCUUGUGUGCGCCCCGCGUGUCUCAACUAUGCAUAGGGUUAGUAUUUCACCAUCGUAUGUAUACGUAUGUUGUUUCACUAUUUACCGGCAACGUAGGGCACGUCCGUCGGUGAAUGGCGUUUUUGUGAAUUCGUGUCUCAGUCCUUCCUCAUAUAUUUGCGAGCCAUGUCGCUCGAGUUGUAAAACCAAUUCGAGUGUGUAGUCACGAGCAGAAAUAACUUUGUUCUUUGCCCUCCUCGCCAAGUCGCGCGAGUUGAAAAUACAAUUUGGGUGUGAAACCACGAGCAG